GUAAUGUGGAGCAUCGACGCAUAUGACUUUGGCACGAACAGCUGUAAGGAGCCGCUGCUUUUAUCAACAAGCUGAUUUGCCCAUCGCGUUAUAGAGCGACUUUGCUGGGUAUCUUAGUUGGUAGUGGCAACCUGGCCUGGUGUCUGUGGCCCUCGGUGCAGAGUCUCCAAACGGUUUCCUGGCUGCGCCGGUCACGAGCUGUGCCCAACUCCCCCUGUCACGCUUGAAUGUGAAGUGGACUGUACAGAAAAUACCACUAACUGGACCAGGCGCUUGCAACGCGUUUGUUGCAAGAAUGCAAACUUUGUCAGACGUGCAUGCGCCGGAGUCCGCUCUCUAUUAGAAGCUCAGCCGCCCUUUUCAGGGGCAUGCUCGCACGAACCUGCAGGAGUGUAUCUUCAAAUGCUCCGCAGCCUGCAGACAUGGUUCAGCGGCAGGGUUGGGGCUCUCCUGGCGCCGCGCGCCCUGUCCGGCCCAUACCUCCACAGGGUCCUGUUGCUGAGGAUCACGUACGUGUUUCUUGCAUUGUACGAGAUGGACAAAAGCAUAUCGUACAUUGCGCUCCAGGGUGCCCUCGCCUGGGGCCCUUUGGACCGGACCAUUCUGCUCAUCAUGGGAGCACCGGCCGUCGCCUCCAUCAUUGGUCUGGCAAUGCCGCUGCUGGCCCUGCCCGCCUAUGAGCGGCACUGGACCGAAAUUCACCGCGCCAUCUUCUUCACGGUCGUGGCGGCGCGAGCAGCUGUGCACCUGCUGAGCGCAGCCGCCGGUGGAGGGCGGCCGUGGCUGCAGUACGGCCCUCAGCAACACCUGCUGAUGGACUCGACACUGUUCGCUGUGCACCAGGAUUCCCUGGAUGAAUACGCACCGAAGCUGGCUUUGAUGUUGGCGCUGUACUCGUUUGGGGGUGCUGGCUCCGCGGCGCACGGGGCCGUGGUGGACGUGGUGGCAGGGCCUGACGCCGGCGGCGGCAGCAGCCGCGCCGCUCGCGGCGUGGGCACCUCCUACUCAUACAUCACGGCUGGGGAGUUCUACGUGUCAUGCCUGCUGCUGGCGUUGGUGGUGUCGAGGCUGUACGGCCAAGUCAUGGGGCCGCGAGAGCAGCCGCUCUUCCUGCGGCAGGUGGCUAUGCACAUGCGCUCAACAUCCUCCGUCGCGCUACAGACAAAGCAAUCACAGCAGCGCCUUUGCUACAAGCGAGCGUACUUGUUCAAGUUGGCGGCGGUGAAGGGCACGCAGGCGCUCACGCUGCUGUCGUAUGCGGUGCGCCAGGCCGCGCUGGCGUGGGCGGCACGGGGCGGCGACGGCACAGGCCAGCAGCUUGCAUUGCAGGCCGUCAUGGCUGGUUGCGGCGGCGCGCUACUUGCGGCAAGCGUGCUGGUUGCCCUGUUCAUGAGCGGCCCCGGGGGCCUGUACCACCGCCACGGCCGAGCCAUCAACGCGCUGGCACUCAUAGCGUGUGCCUCCGCGCGAGUUGCGCUGCUGGUGCUGGAGGGGCAUGGGGCUGCGGAGCAUGCAGCCUUCCAUCAUUUCAUGGCUAUCUGUUUCAGCCUGAUGGUCAAUGAGGAGCCGCGUGCAGCUUUUGCGGCUCAGCUCGUGGUCUUCUGCUGCACCUUCAAGGCAGUCAGUGCUGCCGGGGACUGGCAUCCCGGCGGCGGCGGCUCGGCGGCGUGCGUUCCGCCGCCGCCGGGUUCGGGCCCCUGGGCGCCUCUGAGCUCUGCAGCUAGCUGCUUCCUUCUGACACGGUGCGAGUUCUGGUUCCUCUGUGCAGCUGCGGGCUGGCUACACAACUGGGUGCGCGUCGGAAAGUGGAUUAGCCAACAAGAGCAGGAUGCAGCGGCUAAGAGGGAAGCGGCGCGGGUCGCGGUGUGCUCGCUGAUGGCAGCUCAAAAGGGGCAGCAGAAGGUUACCAAGGGCGGCGGGCGGUUGACAGGGACAGGCGUCGCGCUGGUGUCCGGUGAUGGCACCGCGCCUGACUCUGGAACAGAGAAUGGCAGCAGCAGCAGGCGGCAGGCAGCAGGAGGCAGCGCCGGACAUAGUCCCCUGCAUAGCAGUAGCCGCACGGCAGUUGCGGCGCCUGCGGCCGUGGAAAGCCGCGCGCGCCUCUUUGCCAAACAGCAUGCUGCAGCUGCUGCGGCGCCGCGGCAACCUUCUGGUGCGCAUGAGGCAGCGGCGGUUGGCCAAGCAACCCCAACGGCGCCCGAUGCGGAAGCUAGGGCGCAAGCGGAAAUGGUGGGCGUGCCUGCUCACCGGCCGAGCCUUCCCGGCACGCAGUUGCAACGGUUGGCCUCGGCUGGGGCCUUCUCUGUCACGAGCUCUACGGAGCUGGGCCUCUUCGGUGGAGACGAAGCGCUGAUGGGCGAAUACAAGCAGCUCUUCCCUGCACCGGCGCAAGCCCCGGUCGUCCUCCCUUCGGCGGUGUCAUCCCAACAGAUGCUAAGGCCGCCGGAGGUCGUGUCGGCAGGAGACGGGCCAUCAACGCGCAUGCAGUAUGGUGGCGAGCCCGUAGGCUUCCAGCUCAAUGACGAAGAUGACAUUGAUGGGCAGGGACCCUCCGUGCAGGAGCCAGUCGCGCCUGCCGCCAGCGCUUCUCACCUGCCUGGCGCCGCCAGCAGCGGCGCCCGGCCUCCGUCGCGGCCCGUGCGGAGGUCGUUCAGUGAAAACGUGCCAAUUCGUGGCUUCAGCAUCACCAGCUCGCGCAGCCCCUAUUGUCAUGAUCAGAGCGUUGGCAUCGGCACUGACGGCUCCAGCAGUGGCACGGGAGGCGUGGCGUCGAUCACGUCGCCCACGGGAAGCUCGGCAGUCGCUACCGCGGCCGCCGCGCCGUCCCCAGCUGCGUUCCUGCCGUCAACCAGCUUUGCCGGCGGCGGCGGCUGCCGUGUGUCCGGGGCAAUCCCCAUGGUGAACCCCGCAUCCAACCGUGGCACUGCCGCACUGCGACGGCGGCGAGCGGGAACCAUGGGUCAAUUGACCUUCAACACGGGCACAGCCUCGGCGGGGUUGGCAAGUGGUGUCAGCUUUGAUGCUGUGAACCCUCGUGCCUCCUUCUGCGGUCAGGCCUCGGCUGACGGCACGUCUGCGUCUGUGGUGAGUAGCGGGGGCUUGGGUGUGCACCCGGCCCGCUACGGCUUAGCGCCGACAGUUUUCACGACCGCGGCGGCCGCUAUGGGCAGUCCCCAGCAGUCGUCGCCGCCACUUCCGAGUCCCUCCGGCAGCGGGGCUCCGCGAAUUGCUGCGCUUGCAGCCACCGCUCCUAAAGUUGACACGUCAGGCGCGGAGCACGGUGGCGGCGGCAGCGGCCGCAGCAUGGAGCCAAGCACGCAUGCUUCGACGGCUCUCGUCCCUGGCGUCAGCGCGCCGCUCUCGUGCAUCACACUGCGCCAGUGGCGCUCCGAGCGCAGCCUUUUGCACAACGCUCGCGAGAGCCCAGCCAGCAGCCACCUGAAUAGUGGCCAACAACAGCAGCUCGACACAGGAGGAGCGGACGCGACGGCUUCUACAAGGGCGAGCUGUGACAUCGCAGGCGCAAGGCUGGCGGCGCGAAUGCUCCGCACGCCGCAAAGCCUCGGCAGCACGCGGACAGGAACACGCUCCGUCGCCAGCAUCAGCGACCCGCCCUCGCGGCGCCCGACCAUUGCGGGCAUGGCGGCAAGCGGCGAGCCCGAGCUGCCAUUCCCGGCCUCAUCACCCGCGGAGAUGAUGCUGGCGAACUUGGAACUGGGUGUCACCGUCAUCGUCUGCUUCGGUCAGCUGUUGGCGUCAAUCCAGCAGUGCCCGAUGCAGGAUGCCACUGCCGCAACGGUUGCGGAGGCAGGCGCCGGCUGGCGGUGCCGCUUACCGCUGCUGCUACUGGCCGCGCAGCUUCUGAUCUCGGCCGGUAAUGCCGCAUGGCACGCCUUUGCGCAGCACCGGCUGCUGGAGCCGAAAUGCCAGGGCGGGACAGAGGUGGAGGCGUCGCGGCCUGCACUGCGCGUGCUACAAAUUCUGUCUGGCGGCGGGAGGACGUCACGGCGGAUAUGGGCCCUCUUCGUGAGGGUUCCGUUGGCCGGCUCCCUCACGCAGCUGGCGCUGCUGAGCGCGGGCGUACGGUGCGCGCCCACGGCGCUGCACGGCCUGCAGCUUGCGGCGUCGGCCUUCGCUGCGCACGGCGCGGCUAGCCAUGAGUGUGCCAGUGCGCUGCUGCUGUCGUCUUGCGCCUACUUGGCCGUGCAUACGUUGGGCCGACCGGAGGCGCCGCUUCUGCAGCUGCUCCUAGACGCAGCUCUCUUCCUGACGCUUCCAUGGCUAGUGUUCCUCGUCACUACGCUUGUCAACAGACGUAUUGCCAGAUGGACCGCGAACGAGCACUGCGCAGCGUUGGCCCGACGCUUUGGGCUGCCUUCCAACUUGCUGGAUGGCGCCGCGGGUACGGCGGUGCUGCUACUGCUGCUGGCGCGCGCGACGCCGGUGGUCCUCGCCUGGCAGCAGCAGGGCAUGCGGCUGCUGCACUCACGCCUGGCGGCUCUGGACAUCCAGCUGGCGUCCAGCAGUGGCGGAGCCUCGGUGGUGGUGGCUGUAGCGGUGCCGCUCUUCGUGGCUGUAGCCGUGCUACAAGGCUUGCUACUGCGCGCGCCGCUGUUCUCGGACCCGCGAAAGCUGUGGUUCGAGCGCAUGCAUGCCAACCUGCUGAUCUUUGUCGACGAGCUGCUUGCCGGCGACGGCAGCAAUGAGGCGAUUGUGGAGUCGCUUCGGCACGCUACAGCCGGGGCCUUUGACACGGCGCCGACGGGGGCUGGCAGCGUUGCUGCCGCAGGGCUCGGCAUCGGAGGUGCAGCAGGCACAGUGAUGGAGCUUGUGGUGCUUGAUGAGGCGAGCUGGGGCACCACUGCAGAGGACGCCACAGUCACUUCGUACCUCGUGCACGGUAGCAGCGAGGCGCAUGGGCUGCCGGUGCGGCGGCUGCCGCUGCGGGUGCUGCACAGCGUGCACCACGCGCUGAGCCACCAGGCGACGCUCUUCACCAACAGCCUGCCGGAGGCGGCGAUGGAGGCGCGCUACGAGGACUGGCAGUUGAUGCACCAGACAUGUGGGGCGGUCUCCCUCAUGACUGUGCCUCUUCUGUAUGGCGGCUGCGACCUGGGUGCGCUGGUGGUGAGCUGCCCCAAGGCGGGCGCCUGGGACGAGCUGGCGCGCAAGCUGCUCAUGGACUUCGGACUGCAGAUCAGCCAGGCUCUCUACACCCGAGCCACGCAGCAGCAGCUGGCAGCAGGUGAAGCUGUGCUCAGUGAUAUGCUUCCGGGCCCUGUGGCGGAGAUGCUGAAGCGCAAGGCGCUGCAGCACGGCCACGAGGACGGGGCCGCGGAAAGAGGCACACCCGGUGGUGCUGCUGGCGGGAAGUCUGCGCUUGUGUACAAGCAGUGGCACCCAGCGGUGUCGGUGCUGUUCGCAGAUAUUGUCGGCUACACGACUCUGAGCCAGAGCGUGGAGCCAGAGGAGGUGAUGAUGAUGCUGCAUGCGCUCUACACCAAGUACGAUGCGCUCUGCACCCUGCACGGCGUCUACAAGGUGGAGACCAUCGGAGACUGCUGGAUGGGCGCCACCGGCCUUCUUGCGGAGGACCCGCGCCACGCAUCGGCGCUGGUGGCGUUCGCAAGCGACAUGUUUGAGGCGGCUGAAUCCGUGCGGGACCCCUGCACGGGCAAGGGCGUACGAAUCCGCGUUGGCAUCCAUAGCGGCAGGGUGAUGAGCGGGAUCGUGGGCAGCAUCCGUGCGCGGUACUGCCUCUUCGGCGACACCGUCAACACGGCUUCUCGCAUGGAGUCUACUGGCGUGCCUGGCUGCAUCCAGAUAAGUGGUGCUACGCACGCUCUGCUGGAAGACGCAGAGCGGCAGCGCUUCCUGCCGCGGGGCCUGAUCCCCGUCAAGGGCAAGGGCGAGCUCCCAACAUACCUGUGGGAGAGCGGCUACAAUGGAGAACCUCGUGAAGGCGCUCCUGCCUAGUAUCGCAGUCACUGGGCGGGAUCCAGCAUGUACUGGAUAUUGUGAUGUGAUCGUGUGAACAUGUGUGAUUGGAUGGAUGAAUGGUUGGACGCAUGGGGGACGGGGGGGGGGCACUGUACAAAGACGUUCAUGAAACAUGCUAUGAGUGACUGGGUACUCGGUAGUACUUGCGUUAUGGGUAUGUAUGCUUACGUGCACCAUUAAUUGGUGAACGAUACAAACCAGCCUGCUGCACAUAAUGCGCGGAGGUCCUGAAACAGAAUGGUUUGAAAGCACAUGGAUUGCAGUGCAACGUGAGCCCGGGCAGUAUCCUGCCAUGAAGGACGUGGUUGAGCUUGCGCAUGUUGCUGCAGUCCGACUGCUGUGAUUUUACUUGCAUCGACUUGAUUAAUGCGUGCAUCCAGCCGCAAAGUCAUGCCAAAGAUUUACAAACUCUUAUCUUUUAAUAGCAUUGCUGCAUAUCCCAGACUGGCUGGCUGACAUUCAAAGCAGUUUGUUCGAAUCCAGUGGAGGGACUUGACUAGGGACGUGUCAGCGUUGCGGUCUUUGUCGAUGGGGGUUGUGUGGACAACGCGGGAGUUGGUGAGUUUGCGUGUGCGCUGCGCAGUUUAAGUUCCAGCGACAGUCAAUUAAGGGUGAACAGUGUUGCAAAGAUAUAGGGGGUAUUGCCGGUUAUGCGAGCGGGAGCAUGCUCCUGGUUUCAAGCUUGGCCAUCACUCUUCAGUGCGGCACCACACUGCUGCGAGGGAUGGUGCUCUGCAAAUUUGGGGAGACGUACACCCGUCAGGCGCACGCCUUGCACCUUUUGUUGGGCGCUCAAGUUUGAUGCAAGAUAUAUGCCGUACACGGGACCCGGGAGUUGAGCCUUCACGGGGCACAACUUGUCGAGACGUGGUGCCGUGGGACCUGAAGCGGUUUGAGCAGUUGCUCGAGGCAACAGGGGCCCUCUUUUGUCGGUGUGCACGAUACUGUAGACCUGUAGUGCUUCAAGUAUUGGAUUAUGCUAUGUACGGUGUGGCACGCGCACUUGCGGCAAACUGAAAGUCUCCUUACCAAACGCAGUAGCUGACUGUAAUGGCCUGAAGGGAACCCUCCCCUGACCCUCACUGCCUCACAGUCAGGGAGUGUUCCACGCUGCGCGGUCGUGGGCUCACGUCAGAUGAGGUGCCGUCCAAACUAUUGACUAGUAGCUGCAGUGCGUGACUCUGUGAGAACACACGUCAAAAAAUGACCAUGUUGAGGCAGUUGAGCGGUUGAGCCUCCUAAAUGUUUGCGGUGUACCAGAUUGUUGGAAGGCUCGGGCUCAGAGAGCGCAGGCCCUCAGGUGCGUGGCUGGCAUUGACACUGCCACGUGUAGGGGGGGGGUUCAGGGGUGAUUUGAGUUCGGUGCUUGCCCACACGCACUUUGCACCGCAAUGCACCCUUGCGCCGUCACAGGCGGCGAGAAGCAGCGUCUGUACCUGGGCAUGGA
Messenger RNA from Chlamydomonas reinhardtii, 7447 nucleotides. RefSeq lists its product as uncharacterized. Lineage: Eukaryota; Viridiplantae; Chlorophyta; Chlorophyceae; Chlamydomonadales; Chlamydomonadaceae. The transcript is spliced from 18 exons. Gene Ontology annotation, biological process: cGMP biosynthetic process; receptor guanylyl cyclase signaling pathway; intracellular signal transduction. The record is from RefSeq and is a predicted model, not a curated record. Bases 403 to 5976 code for a protein of 1857 amino acids. Gene Ontology annotation, molecular function: guanylate cyclase activity; protein binding; peptide receptor activity.